Messenger RNA from Dryobates pubescens (Downy woodpecker), 602 nucleotides. Its product is annotated as cysteine-rich tail protein 1-like. The transcript is spliced from 2 exons. The record is from RefSeq and is a predicted model, not a curated record. NCBI's taxonomy places the organism in Eukaryota, Metazoa, Chordata, Aves, Piciformes, Picidae. Bases 122 to 499 code for a protein of 125 amino acids.
GGCCGGGGCGGGCCGUGCAGGAGGAAGCGCAGCCGGAGGAGCAGCCCCGCAGCCGGCCGGAGCCCGCAGUCGGGGGUGGGCAGUGCCAGCCGGGUUACGCCUGCCGGGGGAGAGCAGGGAGAUGGAUCGCGGGGUGAGCCUGGAGAACCCCUACGCCAGCGUCAACAUCCCGCGGGACCAGUUCCAGCAGAGCUUCCUCACUCGCUACCUGCGGGAGGAGCCCACGGUCAUCGCCAACCCCGCGGCCGUGCCCACCUACCGCACGGAGGAGCCGGCAGAGCCCGCGGGCAGCUGGAGCAGCCCACCCAUUGCCACCGACAAGUCCUGGUCUCGACCCUACAACCCCUAUGCCAGCAUGAGGAUGCCCAACGGGGACUCCUCCAGCACCUUCUACACGGUCACCCUGGACAAGCCGCCCAAGGGGCAGGAGGCCAGCAGGGGCUGCGGCUGCUGCGGGUGCUGGCCCUGCUGCAGGAAGUGCUGCUGUGUCAUCUCCUAAGGGUCCUCACCGCACCCCUGGGAUGUGCUGACCGUGGGAUGGGCCCAGGUGGCCCCAUGGGGACAUGGCUGCCCAGCCUGGGCACCCCUGGGGGGUUUCCCUG